AUGAUCCCCAGAGACAUUUCCAACUUUGAGUUUUUGUGUGUAAUAGGAAAGGGCACCUAUGGCAUCGUUUACAAGGCGCUCGACAAGGACGAAAACCAACUUGUAGCCAUAAAAAAAAUAAUUAACUUGUGCGAUGAAAACUAUGGCAUAAGCAAAAGCAUCCUGCGUGAGUUAACCAUCCUUCAGAAAAUUCGGCACAAAAAUAUUAUAAACCUGAAGUACGUUUUUUAUGGAAGAGAUGUAGAGGAAAAACUCAAAGGAGAAAAUUUAGAGAACUCCUGUUUAUACCUAGUAUUCGAGUACUGCGACAUCGACCUGCUCAAUUUAAUGAAGAAGUACAACAUGGACAUCCGGGAAGCCAAGUACGUAAUUUUUGAGCUUCUCCUGGCGACCUCCUACUUGCAUGGAAAGAACUACCUACACAGGGACAUAAAACCGGAAAACAUAUUUAUAAACUCCUGUGGGGAAAUUAAGUUGGGGGACUUGGGACUGUCUGUUGAAAGAACUGAAAAUAUGACUCCCACUGUGGUGACCCGCUGGUACAGAUCGCCGGAAAUUUUACUUCAGUCGAAGAAUUACGACCACAAGGUGGACAUAUGGAGCUUGGGUUGUCUUUUCGUGGAGUUGAUAACGGGCAGGCCAUUAUUCCCCGGGAAGAAUGACGAAUCACAGCUGGAUCUGAUUUAUUUGGUUCUUGGCGAUAAGAGCAAAUUGUCCGUUGGGGACGAAGACCGGCAUAGGAUGUUUCCCUAUUUUGAGAAGAAUGAACUAAAAAACAUAAUUCGAGACGAAGUCACCGCCGACUUAAUUUCUAAAAUGCUGAUUUAUGACCCGGCCUACCGCAUAUCUUCAAAAGAAGCCCUAAAGCACCCCUGCUUUAACGACAUUGCACAGAUAAAGCCUUCUAGCAUUCUUUAA
This is a messenger RNA of Plasmodium coatneyi, 918 nucleotides long. RefSeq names its product CDK-related protein kinase 6. Gene Ontology annotation, molecular function: RNA polymerase II CTD heptapeptide repeat kinase activity; cyclin-dependent protein serine/threonine kinase activity; ATP binding. The transcript is spliced from 8 exons. Gene Ontology annotation, cellular component: mediator complex; nucleus. Bases 1 to 918 code for a protein of 305 amino acids. Gene Ontology annotation, biological process: protein phosphorylation. The record is from RefSeq and is a predicted model, not a curated record. NCBI's taxonomy places the organism in Eukaryota, Apicomplexa, Aconoidasida, Haemosporida, Plasmodiidae.